AUGUGUAUCGCCCUCAUCUCCACCGCUCACCCGGAUUAUUCAUUGAUCAUUAUCGACAACCGUGAUGAAUUCCUCCGUCGACCAACAUCAGCCCCAGACUGGUGGCCAGAGCCUCAUAGCCACGUCCUCGGAUCACGCGACCUUGCCCGCGCAACACAUGGCACCUGGAUGGGUGUCACUAAACAGGGCAAGGUAGCCGUGCUGACGAAUUAUCAAGAAGAGAAGUCUUCUCAAGCCAUUGGUGCGUUUAGCCGAGGCUUAAUAGUCAAUAAGUGGCUGGCCACCCCGCCAAAUCAUGACGAAAGUACACAUGACUUCGUGCAGUCUAUGAUCAACAGCCCGGAAGCAAGACAGGUCGGGGGGCUUCAGUUUACCAUCGUUUCCAAUCGAUCUUUAAACAUGGACCAAAUCACUUGGGUCGCGGGGGAGACCGGCCAGACUUGGGGGCUCAGCAAUACUUUUGUGGAUGAUCGGACAUGGCCAAAAAUCUUAGACGGUGAAUCGCUCAUGGAAUCUGCCAUUCAAGACCACGUAAAAGCUCAGGAGGAUGAAGAAUCAUUGAUUGAGCGCCUUCUCGGAGUGCUAAAUACCAACCGUCUCCCCCCGCUGUCAGAGGAAGAAGAAAGUAGCAUCGAGGCCACUAACAUUGGCUGCUACAUUUCACAUAUGCGAAAGAGCAUCUUGAUUCCUCGUCUCCCGCGAGACGGCUCGAAUACACCACAGGAGAAUGAAACAGAAGAAUCAGCAGCGAAUGGCACCCCGAAGCUAGAUUAUCUGAGUGGCCCGUAUGGAACUGAAAAACAAACCAUUCUCCUCGCUCAACGUGACGGCCGUGUUCGAUACUUUGAACGAACCCUUUAUGAUAAUAACCUGCAAGCGAUACCCGCUGGCAAAGGUGAUCGCUCAUUCGAGUUCCAUAUUGAGUCAUCUAAAGAGUGA
Penicillium chermesinum is the source of this 939-nucleotide messenger RNA. RefSeq names its product NRDE family protein. The transcript has 3 exons. NCBI's taxonomy places the organism in Eukaryota, Fungi, Ascomycota, Eurotiomycetes, Eurotiales, Aspergillaceae. Gene Ontology annotation, biological process: Golgi organization; protein secretion. Gene Ontology annotation, cellular component: Golgi apparatus. The record is from RefSeq and is a predicted model, not a curated record. The coding region runs from base 1 to 939 and encodes 312 amino acids.